AUUUAACCCCAGAUAGGUAUUAUAUAACUCCCCAGUUACCAGCAAGCGUGUAUGCCGAGCAGAACUAGCGUGCUUGGUUACCGAUCAAUUCUAAGCUUGUACGCCACACAGUUCGAGAGGUGACAAUGGCGCUGAUGUCAGUGUGAGAGCCGUCAACGAAAUAUCCCCAUCAUUAACGAGAGUGGACAGUGGUCAGUGAAAACGUGGACGGGUAUUUAAGUGUGAGAGUGAAUUUCUUAUUUUCUAUUUUGACAUUUCGUGGGAUAAAACCUGUGUUCGGAUCUCAUACAGGUUUUCUUGGGGAGAAGAUCGUUUCGGACAGUGAUUAUUCCAAAAACUCCAUCAACGAAGCUAUGAAUUCUUGAUAGCGGAGCUUCGUAUUUUUCGUUUGGAUUAAUUUACUGCGUGUAGUGUAUCGACCAAUCAAAUUUUCGUAAAAUGGAUCGGACUACAACAGUUACGAGUGGGUUGAGGACGCCCAUCAUAUUUCUAAUGGUUCUUGUGCCCGGGAUUUUAUCACAAGCUGCGCCCAGUAACCCAACGAUUUCUAGUCCAACUGUCAACACGAUUGAAGAGGGCACGGUGACCUUCACGUGCGAAACGGAAGGUGGAAGCCCCACCCCGACAGUCAAGUGGUACAAGGAUAACACCCUUGUGGACGACACAUCAUUUACAGAUUCCUCUUCCGGAGUCUCGAUCCACAAAAACAUUUAUAGUGCAAACAUUCAAUUCAGUGACAAAAAUGUUGUGUUUAAAUGUGAAGUGGAGAACUCGGCCACAAGCUCGCCACUGACAGUGACCAAAUCAUUCAGCGAUAUUUACGUUGAGCCGUCGAGCCCCGUGCUACAGGGAGACUCGGCAGUGCAAGCUGGUGUCAGUGAGUCAUGGGCGUGCUACACAAAUCGCUCGUAUCCCAUUCCCACAAUCACGUGGAACUUAGACUCCCAAGCCUUUUCGCAGGGUAUUUCGACCUCUGUGUCUCAGAACAGCGACGCUACUUACUUUGUAACGAGUAUUUUGACAUUUACGCCGGUCUCGGGAGACAACAACAAAGUGCUCAUGUGCGAAAUCGAACAUUCGCAAACGCUUUCAUCUUCUAUACAAAGAACAAUUACACUACAGAUUACCGGUGGUGUAUCUAAACCCGCUAUGACAAUUCAACAGACAUCAUACAGUGCCACAUCCGGCUCUCAAGUCACGCUCCAAUGCACCGCAAGUGGUGCCACUUCAUUCUCAUGGCUCUUUAAUGGGACCAAUGUAGCAAACAACCCUUCAUUGGUCAGUUUUGGGAGCCUUCCGAGCCCGUCUCUGACCAUUCUGAGCAUGAGUAGUGGGAACAUAGGCAGUUACGUUUGUCGUGGUACAAAUAGUGGGGGUACUUCGGACAGCCCUGCCAUCUCCCUCUCUCUGAUCAGUUUACCCACAGUAACUGUUUCACAGACAAGCUAUAAUAUCGUACAGGGAAACACUGUCACACUGGCCUGUACUGUUAGCGGGGCGACCAAUAUAUUCUGGCAGAAGAUAGCAUUCAAUGGUCAGACGACCACCCUCACCAUUGACAACUCAAACUACGGCGGGUCAUCUGUUGGCGCACCUUCGCUGGUCAUCUACAACAUCGAUUCGAAUGACCAAGCAACCUAUGUGUGUAACGGUCAAAACACUGCCGGAACCACAACUGGAAAUCAAAUAACAUUGAUUGUUUCCUCAGGUGCCCCAAUACUUUCCACGGUACAGACAUCGUACAGCGUGUCGACAGGUACCACUGUAACCCUGUCGUGUUCCUACUCCAGUUCUACGUCUGUUUCCUCCGUCUACUGGCAAGUCACAAAGGGUGGAACCACGACAGCCAUCAGCACUUCAUCCUCACGAUUUUCGGGUGCCACUGUAUCUGCACCGUCGCUUCAAAUCAGCAGCACCCAGACAUCUGACUCCGGAUCAUACAGAUGUUUUGCUGUCAAUACCCUAGCGACGGGUGCAGGAAAUCCUAUCACUUUAACCGUGUCAGGAGGAAGUGUUCCCACUGUGACCGCUGCCACUACAGCGUAUUCCUCAUCUACCGGAUCAACCAUCGAACUGUCAUGUUCCGUAUCUGGUAGUCCAGCGGUUACUUCCGUAUUUUGGCAAAAAUUGAACACCAACAAUGUCUAUACAACAUUAUCAAUUGACGGGACGAACUAUGGCGGGUCGACGACCAGUAACCCCAACCUCUUAAUCUACAACACGAAUUCUGGUGACUCCGGGUCUUACUUGUGUAAGGCCACGAACAGCCUCGGCACCAGUCAGAGUGCUGCCAUCACAGUGUCUGUUUCCGGAAAUGUGCCUUCCGUCAGUAUAAGCCAAUCAAGCUACACCACAACCUCCGGCAGCACCGUCACACUCAUCUGUUCCGUGUCCGGAUCCCCCGCAGUAACCAACGUUUUCUGGCAACGCAAUAUAAAUGGAGUCACAAGCACCAUCACCAUUGACAACUCUAAAUAUGGCGGGUCGACGACCAGCUCUCCAUCCCUCGUGAUUUACAGCGCAGCUUCUUCAGAUAACGGACUCUACAGAUGUUUCGCCACGAAUAGCGUGGGCACAGGUCAAAGUGCCCAGACAACAUUCACCGUGACUGGUAGUGUACCGACAGUGUCCGUAUCACAGACCUCCUACAGUGUCAGCUCCGGGACGACGGUUACACUGGCUUGUUCCAUAUCCGCGAACCCAGUUUAUUCCACUGUAUAUUGGCAGAGAAAUAUUGGUUCAGGAACCCAGACAAUCACCAUUGACAAUAUAAACUUCUCCGGUUCAACAGUUAGCUCCCCUUCUCUGACCGUGAUCUCUGCCAGCAGCUCUGAUUCUGGCUCCUACAGAUGUUUUGCGACCAACUCUGUCGGAACUGGACAGAGUGGUUUUACCACGCUCACCGUCUCAGGAAAUCUACCAGCCAUAUCCAUAUCACAGUCAUCGUACAGUGUAAGCACGGGAACGUCCAUCACCCUGUCUUGUUCUGUAUCUGCGAACCCAGGACAUACAUCUGUAUACUGGCAGAGAAAUGUUGGUUCAGGAACACAGUCAGUCUCCAUCGACAACGUAAACUUCUCUGGCGCAACAGUAAGCUCCCCUUCCUUGACAGUGAUCACAGCUGACACUAACGAUGCCGGUACAUACACCUGUUAUGCUGUGAACUCUGUCGGCACUGGACAGAGCGGAACUAUCACACUCUCCGUCACAGGAAAUGUACCGUCCGUGAGCAUCUCACAAUCAUUCUACAGCGUCACCUCGGGAACGUCUAUAACCCUGUCAUGUUCCGUAUCCUCAAAUCCCGGACAUACGUCUGUGUUCUGGCAGCGAAUCGUUGGUUCAGGAACACAGUCAAUUUCCAUCGAUAACACAAAUUUCUCCGGUGCAACAGUUAGCUCCCCUUCCCUUAACGUGAUUUCUGCUGACAGUGGUGACUCCGGAACAUACAGAUGUUUUGCCGUGAAUGCUAUUGGGACUGGUCAAAGCAGCGCCAUCACCCUGUCUGUUUCAGGAAGUACGCCAGCUGUUUCCGUAGUCCAGUCUUCCUAUAGCAUCAAUUCCGGGUCGUCCGUUACGCUGGGUUGUUCUGUGUCCGGUAACCCUUCCGUAACCUCUGUAUUCUGGCAGAGAAAUGUUGGUUCAGGAACGCAGUCAGUCUCCAUCGACAAUGUAAACUUCUCUGGCGCAACAGUUAGCUCCCCUUCCUUGACAGUGAUAACAGCUGACACUAACGAUGCCGGUACAUACACCUGUUAUGCUGUGAACUCUGUCGGCACUGGACAGAGCGGAACUAUCACACUCUCCGUCACAGGAAAUGUACCGUCCGUGAGCAUCUCACAAUCAGCCUACAGCAUCACCUCGGGAACGUCUAUCACCCUGUCAUGUUCCGUAUCCUCAAAUCCCGGACAUACGUCUGUGUUCUGGCAGCGAAUCGUUGGUUCAGGAACACAGUCAAUUUCCAUCGAUAACACAAAUUUCUCCGGUGCCACAGUUAGCUCCCCUUCCCUGACCGUGAUCUCGGCUGACAGUGGUGACUCCGGAACAUACAGAUGUUUUGCCACCAAUGCUAUCGGAACUGGUCAAAGCAGCGCCAUCACCCUGUCUGUUUCAGGAAGUGUGCCAGCUGUUUCCGUAGUCCAGUCUUCCUAUAGCAUCAAUUCCGGGUCGUCAAUUACGCUGGGUUGUUCUGUGUCCGGUAACCCUUCCGUAACCUCAGUAUUCUGGCAGAGAAAUGUUGGUUCAGGAACGCAGUCAGUCUCUGUGGAUAACGUAAACUUCUCUGGUGCAACAGUUAGCUCCCCUUCCCUAACGGUGAUCACAGCAAGCAGCGGAGAUGCCGGUUCAUACACGUGCUUUGCCUCGAACUCCGUCGGGACUGGGCAGAGUACGACAACACUCUCUGUCAGUGGAAAUGUGCCGACAGUGUCCAUAGCCCAGUCUUUCUACAGCGUUUCCACGGGAACAACUGUUACGUUGACUUGUUCUGUAUCCGCGAGUCCCACACACACCACAGUGUACUGGCAGAGAAACAUCGGCUCAGGGUCACAAUCGGUCACAAUUGACAACGUGAACUUCUCUGGCGCAACAGUUAGCUCCCCUUCUCUGACGGUGAUAUCAGCCGACUCUAGUGAUUCCGGUUCGUACACAUGUUUCGCCACCAACUCGGUCGGGACAGGACAGAGUGGCACUACUACGCUAACAGUCUCAGGAAAUGUGCCCAGUGUUGCUAUUUCCCAAUCGUCGUACAGUGUUACCACGGGAACAUCCAUCACCCUAUCUUGUUCCGUAUCUGCGACCCCCUCGCAUACGUCUGUGUUCUGGCAGCGAAAUGUUGGUUCAGGGGUGCAAUCCAUCACUAUCGACAACGUAAACUUUUCAGGGGCAACAGUUAGCUCCCCUUCCCUGACUGUGAUCACAGCUGAUGCAAGUGACUCCGGAUCGUACACUUGUUUUGCCGUUAACUCUGUCGGUACGGGACAGAGUGGUUCCACUACACUCUCUGUCACAGGAAGUGUACCUACCGUGAUAGCCUCUCCUACCUCCUACACCGUUACCACGGGAAACAAUGCUGUGCUUCAAUGUUCCGUAUCAGCGAACCCAGCUGUUACUAACGUCUUCUGGCAGAAGCUCUUAAAUAACGUUUACACGACCCUGACCAUGGGUACCGGAGCGUACAGCGGGUCCACCACCUCUUCGCCGACGCUGACCGUUCUGAGUGCUAACAGUGACGACGCUGGUUCCUACCUCUGUAAGGCGUCCAACAGCGUGGGCACUGGUCAGAGCAGUGUCGUGACUCUCACAGUGUCAGGAAGUGUGCCGUCCCUUACGGUAACCCAGAGUUCUUACUCCAUCACCACUGGAAACUCCGUCACGCUCCAAUGCUCCGUGUCAGCGAAUCCCACGAUUACAUCUGUCUACUGGCAACGUAUACAGAAUGGCGCCACGGCUGGCGUCACUGUUGACGGCGUAAACUUCAGCGGAGCCACUACCUCGAACCCCUCGCUCACAGUGAUAACUGCUAAUCCCGGAGAUAGCGGAACAUAUACUUGUUUCGCCAUCAAUAGUGUGGGGACAGGUCAAAGUUCACAGAUCUCACUGACUGUCACAGGAAAUCUUCCUGUGGUCACCAUCGGUCAAACCACAUACUCUGUAAACACCAACUCUGUGGUAACACUCCAGUGUUCCGUGUCGGCCAAUCCAGCGAUUACAUCCGUCGUCUGGCAGAGGUCAACGGGCGGAACUACUUCCUCCAUCGCUAUUGACGGAUCGAAAUACUCGGGUGGGUCUACUACAAGUCCGACGCUAGUGAUCAACAAUGUCGCCAGUACUGACAGUGGCACGUACGUCUGUCAGGCAACGAACAGCAUCGGCACAGGAAUCGGGACGAGCAUCACUCUAUCUGUGACAGGAAGUAUCCCCGCGGCAACCAUCAGCCAGACCGACUUCACCGUGGUAACUGGCCUGACCAAGACCAUCCCAUGUACCGUCUCCGGAACUCCUUCCGUAACAUCGGUUGGCUGGAGGUUUACACACAAUGGUGUGACCUCGACCUUGAGUAUCGACGGGGUCAACUAUGGAGGGUCAUUGGUCAGCAAUCCCGCUCUUAUUGUUUACAACGCUGAUAACAACGAUCAGGGUUAUUACACAUGUACGGCAACAAACUCCGUGGGUACGGGGACAAGUUCCGCUACGUACCUCUACGUCACAGGAACCAUCCCAGUAGUGGUCAUUAGUCAGUCCAGCUAUAGUGUACUGACCUCCAAUACUGUGACCAUAGACUGUUCGGUCAGUGCCACUCCGGUCGCCACUGCUAUCGCUUGGCAACGCAUCAUCAAUGGGGUCACGACCUCAGUCUACAUCGAUUCCACCAAGUUUGGUGGCGCUACGGUCAGUAGUCCAUCCUUGACCAUCUAUAACUCCCAGAGUAGUGACGAGGGAGACUAUAUAUGUCUGGCCACUAACGCAGCAGGGACUGGACAGAGCUCGUCCACCUACCUACAAGUAACAGGAAAUCUCCCAACAGUUACGAUUGGUCAGUCUUCCUACACAGUGACCACCGGUCAGUCUCUGACCUUGACCUGUACCGUGUCUGCUUCUCCUGCGAUAAACAGUCUUGUAUGGAAGAAGAUACGAGGUGGCGUCACUUCAACAAUUUCAACGUCGGGGAGCAGUAAAUACUCCGGAGCAACUGUUAAUAACCCCUCCCUGACGAUCUCUAGUACUGACAACACAGACGAGGGAUACUAUUACUGUGAAGCUACAAAUGCUGUCGGAACCAGCGACAGUACACAGGCCUACCUGUCCGUCACAGGAAGUACACCGACUGUUGUGAUUGGUCAAACAACAUACUCCUUUACGACUGGUCAGUCAGCCACGCUUGGCUGCACAGUGACCGCUGUUCCCGCGGCAACCUCAAUCGCCUGGGAAAAAACAGACACCAACGGGAACACAAAUACAAUCAACGUGAACGGAGUCAAGUACACCGGAGGGACAACAGGGACCCCCUCUUUGACGAUCGUCUCCUCGGUAACCACAGACUCGGGGAACUACCGUUGCAGCGCCACAAAUAGUAUCGGGACGGGACAGAGUGAACAGACGUACCUGUACAUCACCGGAGACCUGCCGACUGUGACUGUUAGCCAAACCACUUACUCAGUCGUCACUGGUCAGUCGGUCACCCUAAGCUGCCAGGUAUCCGGAACACCAGUGGUCACCACCGUUGCAUGGAAACGGAGUAAAAAUGGAGUGACCUCCACCUUGACCAUAGAUGGGUCCAACUACAGCGGUAGUACAACGGGCAGUCCAUCCCUGAUCAUCAGUAGUGUCGACAGUGGCGAUACAGCUUCGUAUUUCUGUACCGCAUCAAACGCUGUGGGGACCUCAACCAGCAACACGAUUUUCUUAACUGUAACUGGCAAUACCCCAGUAGUGUCAGCCAAUCAGGACUCCUAUUCCGUCACUACCGGCAACUCGGUCACGCUCCACUGUUCUGUGUUCGCCGUGCCAGCAGCCACGUCGGUCCAGUGGGAACGAACCAGAAACAGUGUCACGUCUAGUAUGAACAUAAACAGUGUGGAUUACGGGGGAUCCAGCGUCAGUUCUCCGUCCCUGGAAAUAUACAGCGCAGAGACGUCGGACACGGGCGUGUACGUCUGUAGGGCGACCAACACAGUGGGCACAGGACAGAGUGUUUCUAUAACACUGAGUGUUACAGGCAAUAUUCCAACCGUGACAAUUGCCCAAAGUUCCUACAGCGUAACCACUGGUACCACGGCAACGCUGUCUUGCACGAUAUCCGGAAUUCCAGCCUCCAGCAUUGUUACCUGGCAGAAAACACGAAAUAGUGCGACAAGCACAGUGACCAUAGAUGGUGCUAAAUACAACGGAGGAAGCAUCGCUUCACCGUCCCUGAUUAUCAGCAAUACUGACAGUAACGACGAGGGUAGCUACGUCUGCCAAGCCACCAACAGUGUCGGAACCGGGUCAAGCUCUUCCACUACGCUGACCGUUACAGGAUCUGUUCCAUCUGUGAGCAUCGUGCAGAAUCAGUACACCGUGACUAAGGGAAGUAGUAUCACGCUCCAGUGCACAGUCUCCGCCUCCCCGACAGCCACCUCCGUUACCUGGAAACGCAUCUCAAAUGCCGCGACCACGGUGAUCACGGUUGAUGGUACGAAGUACAGUGGAUCAUCCGUGAGCACUCCCUCCCUGACUAUAAAUAGCGCGGCCAGCGUGGAUGCUGCAGCCUACAUAUGCACUGCCACCAACGUCGUUGGAGUAGGGGAGAGCUCUCAAACAGUCCUCGGUGUCUCGGGAGAUGUGCCUACAGUGACUGUUGGAGCUGCUAGCUACUCUGUUGUCACUGGGUCCUCUAUAACUCUUGCCUGUAAUGUUGCGGCCACUCCAGCAGCUAGCGCCAUCUACUGGCAGCGUAUCAUCAGCGGUACCACCACCACAAUGAACAUUGACGAGGUCAACUAUUUCGGUGGCUCACUUACGACACCUUCACUGACCAUUCAGACAUCGUCGUCCAGCGAUGAGGGUUAUUACAUCUGCUCGGCCAGUAACAGCGUGGGCACUGGUCAGAGUGGCCAGACCUACUUGACCGUUACAGGAGGCGUUCCUGCAGUAACUAUCCCUCAGACUUCCUACAGCGUCGUCAGGGGUAGCAGCAUCACCAUCCCCUGUACCGUGUCGUCAUCACCAUCCGCAACAAGCAUCGUGUGGGAACGCAUCAUUAAUGGUGCCGCAUCUACACUGACCAUUGAUGGGACGAAAUGGUCCGGAGGGUCACUCAGUGUACCGUCUUUGACCAUCAGUAACUCGGCCACCAGUGACCAGGCUUAUUACGUGUGUAAAGCUACCAACUCUGUAGGGACAGGACAGAGUUCACAAUCGUACCUCACGGUCACAGGAAGUGUACCUGUGGCGACUAUCAGCCAAUCACAAUACACUGUAGUCCAGGGCGUGUCCAAGACCAUCGACUGUACAGUAUCUGCCUCUCCUGCAGCCAAUUCCGUCUCGUGGGAGCGGAUCAACGGAGGAGUGACCACCACGUUGACCAUGGACGGCACCAAGUUCUCUGGAGGUCAGCUUAGUACGCCAUCCUUGACCAUCAUCAGUGCGGCCAGCAGUGACCAGGGUUACUACGUAUGUACAGCGAUGAACAGCGUCGGAAUCGGCAGGAGCUCCCAGGCCUAUCUCACAGUCACGGGCAGUGCACCUACCGUGACCAUUGGUUCAUCAACAUACACCGUUGUCAUCGGCAACACCAUCACGCUUGGCUGCACAUUUACCUCAAGUCCCUCAGCAACCUCACUGAAGUGGGAGAAAUUCGUCAACGGUGUCGCCUCAACAAUCACAAUUGACGGGACGAAGUAUGGUGGCGGAAGUCUAAGCUCGCCAGACCUGACCAUCAAUACGGCGGCCUCCAGUGACCAGCUGUAUUACAAAUGUUCCGUGUCUAACAGUGUCGGCGAGGGUAGCAGUAGUCAAACCUACCUCUAUGUUACCGGCAAUAUCCCAUCUGUAAGUGUUAGUCAGACCUCGUACAGUAUUGGCUAUGGAAGUUCAGUCACCCUGAACUGUGCCGUCACGUCAACACCAGCCGCUAGCUCAGUCUUCUGGGAGCACACAGACUCAAACGGUGUCACUUCCACCGUGACGAUCGGUUCAGGCUAUCAGGGAAGCACAUUAAGCUCUCCGUCGCUGGUCAUCUCCUCGGCCGCGCUCGCUGACCAGGGCUCGUAUUACUGCAAGGCGACCAACAACGUGGGAACAGGAACCAGUAGUCAGGUCUACCUCUACGUCACUGGAGAUACGCCCAAUUUGACAGUUGGGGCGGCAACUUAUAGUGUACCCAUCGGCGGCAGUGCCACCCUCGGUUGUACCAUCACCUCCUCCCCGGCUGCCACCUCCAUCUUCUGGUCAAAGGUCACCAAUGGGGCCAGUAGCACCAUCUCGACGGCUGGCAACUCUAGGUACAGCGGAGGAACACUUUCCAGUCCGUCUCUGGUCAUCACGAGUCUUCAAAGUUCGGACGCGGGGUCCUACAGAUGUAACGCGGUGAACAGUGUGGGAACUGGUCAGAGCAGCCUGACGAGCCUCAUCGCCACGUAUGCCCCACAAAACACAGUUGUUUCCCCUUCUUCCCUGACGAGGGAUGAAGGGCAGACAAUCUCUGCUACCUGUACCUCUGACGCAAGUCCCAAUCCAACAUUCGCCUGGGUCAAGGUCAGCACAAACCAACAGUAUGGUACCUCCAAUACGCUGACCAUCUCCAGCAUUGACCGUGGCCACGACGGAGAUUACAGGUGUACAGCCACAAAUAGCCAGGGGUCAGACACAGCCACAAUGACCGUCAAUGUCCGAUAUCGCCCAGUGAGUACAGUGACCAGUGCCCAGGCAUCCGUGGUAUUGAGCUCUGGUCAGUCCCAGACCCUACAGUGUAAUACCGUUUCGAAUCCGUCAGUGUCAUCGUACUCUUGGACAAAGGACGGAGUGUCCCUCACCAGUGCCACCAGUCAGAAUUAUAUCGUAACCAUUAGUGCGUCCUCGGACUACGGAACAUAUUCAUGUUACGCCACCAAUGCUGUCGGACAAUCCAAUGCUAUCCCAUUCGCUGUCUCAUCGGGCACUACAGGAACAACAAGUGGACCCGCUACAGGGGCAUCAACUGCAGAUACCGGUCUAACAUCGGGAACGAUCGCAGCCAUCAUUCUCGCCAUCCUCUUCAUCCUUCUUAUCCUUCUCCUUGUCAUCUGCUGUUGCUGCAUGAAAGGUGUGUGUGGUAAGAAGGAGAAGAAGAAGAGGAAGAUUGAACCGACAGUGAUCAGGGAAGAACCAAAGGAGAUUAUCCGGACUAUUGAGAUACCACGCUACGUGGAGAAACCCUUCGUCUACAGGGAACCAGCGUACAGGGAACCAGCGUACAGGGAACCGGUAUACAGGGAGACCUACAGGGAACCUUCCGCCGUUUCUCGCCAGGAUGUGGUCAUCGCUGAGGAGAAUUUCGACAUUCUGAAAUAUCAGACCGUUCCCCCAUCUGGGACCUCAAUAGAUGAUUCACUGGAGCAUAACCACCGCCGCAGCUUUCGAGCACCAGCCAAUCUCCCAGCUUUGGAGUAUACUGUUGAAGCCACGACAACCGCUGAUGAUGAGGAACGUCGACGACGCCGGAGGAGCAAAAAGAGGAGGAGGAGGCAUCGCGAGGAGGGUGAGGGAGAGGAGAGGGAACAUCGCAGUACCUCUCGCCGACGACACAGGAGGAAACGUCACGAGGAGGUCGAAGGAGAACCAAUAAUUACGAAUGGGGAUGUAUACUACAGAAAUUACUCUAACAACGCCGACACCAGCGAACAAUAUUACUACAACUAGGGAUGUCAUUACAACUAAUUACGACUAAAAUUAUAACUACAAACGCUGACACAGGCAAACACUGUUACUGCAACUAGAGGUGUCAGUAUAGCUAACAACAACUUGAUGAAAUACUAUUACAAAAGCUGACACCAGCAAACGAUGUUUCUACAACUACAGUUGUCAGUUAAACUAAUGACAACUAGAAGUAUAACUACAAAAACUGACCCUCAUAAACAAUGCUACUACGACUUGUAAUGUCUUAGCUAGCUACCAAGGCAAUGAACAAUACAACUACAAAAGCUGACCCUCAUAAACAAUGCUACUACGACUUGUAACUUAGCUAGCUACCAAGGCAAUGAACAAUACAACUACAAGUAAGAGUUGUCUGUGACAGCUAGCUUCCAACAACAAUUUACAAAAUAAUUACAUCUGUUGCUGCCAUGUUCACCUAGCCACCCACUUUGUAGAAAAUUUAAUACAAAAUCUACAUUUUUGAUUCUGCAACUUCAGGGAGAACAAUUAUUAUAGAGGUAAGGUAAAACUAUGUGGGGUUUUUUGGGGUUUUUUUUAUAGAUUGAAAUUUCGUUUUUUUUUUUUUUUAAUGGAUUUGAUCUUUUCUAACAAAUUCUAAAAUUGAUUAAAAGGGGACAUAACUCUAUAAACAGUGACUAACAAACAGAUUGUCAUAAAUAGUGUCUGUGUCACUAUGAUUUCAUUAGCAUACAAAAUUGUGAAAUGCUCUGAAACUUAUUAAGUAUGGAUCAAUAAUGUUUUUAUGUAACAUUUUAUGCAAUGAAUUUAAUUUUUUUGAUAAUUUAAAAAAAAACUAA
This is a messenger RNA of Mizuhopecten yessoensis (Yesso scallop), 12188 nucleotides long. Its product is annotated as hemicentin-1-like. Bases 439 to 11376 code for a protein of 3645 amino acids. The transcript has 41 exons. The record is from RefSeq and is a predicted model, not a curated record. Lineage: Eukaryota; Metazoa; Mollusca; Bivalvia; Pectinida; Pectinidae.